Messenger RNA from Syngnathus typhle (broad-nosed pipefish), 7995 nucleotides. Its product is annotated as trinucleotide repeat-containing gene 6C protein-like. Gene Ontology annotation, cellular component: nucleoplasm; P-body. NCBI's taxonomy places the organism in Eukaryota, Metazoa, Chordata, Actinopteri, Syngnathiformes, Syngnathidae. The coding region runs from base 191 to 5530 and encodes 1779 amino acids. The transcript is spliced from 20 exons. The record is from RefSeq and is a predicted model, not a curated record. Gene Ontology annotation, molecular function: protein binding; RNA binding. Gene Ontology annotation, biological process: positive regulation of nuclear-transcribed mRNA poly(A) tail shortening; miRNA-mediated post-transcriptional gene silencing.
CACACACACACAGCAAAGUGCGGUGCUGCUCGGAUCGGUCACUUACUACAAAAUGGCUGCACAGGCUCCACCGCCGCCGCCACCGCCGUCGCCGCCGCCGACAUCGACGACGACGAGGAGAAGGAAGCACGACUGAACGCUUAGACGCUGAGAGAAGAAGCCGCAAAUACAAGUAUUCGAGAAGCGUUUGAUGGAAGAGAAGAAAAAGAAAAGGCCAGCAGAGAAGAACAAGAAGGAAGUUGCUUCCAAAAAGGACACUGAACAGACAACCAAAGUGCCGGACUCCGCCAAGCUCCAGCCCGUCCCUCCUGUCCCGCCCGUACCCCCGAGCAGCGGCGAUGGCAAGCGCGCCCCUGGCGCCGCUUGCCAGCAGCCUCCGCAGCAGCAGCAGCAGCAGCAGCGUCACCCGGCCAGAGAGGUGCCCCCGCGCUUCCGCCAGCACGAGCACAAGCAGCUGCUGAAGAGGGGCCAGCCGCUCCCGCCCGGGACCCUGACGCUCGCCGCCGCCGCCGGCGCCGCCGGCCACCUGGAGUCCUCCUUUGCAAAGCUGCCCACAGAACUGCCCCCACAGAGCAGCCCGGGAACCCGGUAUGAGAAUCCCCUUUGGGGCCACCCGCCAGGCGACAGGAGCGCUGCAACUUGCGGCCAUCAACUGAUCAUUGACCAGAAGGACGCGGAGGCUUGGCCUUCAAUUACGCUCAGCCAGAACAAGGCCCGUCAAGGACGAUGCUCUUUGGACACUGAGCCCGGUCACAUGACCAGCAACAGUAGCACUUGCAGUACCGACAGUAGUAGUAGUAAUAAUAGCGAUUGGUGUUGUCGUCCGACGAUGGCCACAGGGGCCAAUAGCCAGACGGGCCACUUCCCUGUCAACCACCUCAGCAGUAAGGCCAACACUGGACUCAGCCCUGCCAAUCAUACUGGAAGCAACAUGCACUCAAGCCAGGUUGCAGCCAAUCGCUGGGGCUCCGGCUCCGGCUCCGGACCGUCUCAGUCCUCCGCCGGCGGUGAAGGGAAAAAUGACGGCAGCAGAGGAUGGGGCUCUUUGCCGUCCUCCAACUGUAACUUGAACUUGAACCCUAACGCUAACCCGUCGGCGUGGCCCGUGUUGGGCCACGAUGCGGCAGGGCCAGGCAGCUCAGGGGGAGCCAACGUCAUUUCACCCCCUCAAGCCGCUCCGAACUUCUGUAAUCCCACUGGCCCGCCGCCGCCGCCGCCAUCGAGCCAGACCAGCGCCUAUCCCGGAGCCAACCCUAACAGUAACUCCUCGGGUAUUGGCAGUGCCUGGGGUAGCAUCAUGACCUCUGACGCGUCAGAGUCGCACCCUUCGCCAUCCACAAAUGUGUCUUUCAGUUCAGAACCUCAGAACCUUAAAACUGACGGACCAAAUCACACAAAUAAGCCGGAACAAGCGAGUCCCGCCCGCCACCUGCCCACUUGGGGCAAUGCAUCCGCGGGCCCGCCUCCAAUGGGGGCCAAGCAGGUCAACGGAGAAGAUGGCGCAUCUUCGGGAUGGGGCCUCGACGGUGACUCCAAGGCGCCGUCCUCUAAAGACUCCGGCUGGGGCCAGGCUGGAAGCGGCUCGGCAACUCCCGGAGCCUGGGGCGAACAGUCCGGCGGAGACUGGGCCAAGAAGCAAAGUGAAAAUGCCCAAGCGGGCUGGGACGGCCCCAGCUCGCCUCCCCAGGACCCGGCGGCGGCGGCGCAGAGCGGCUCUUGGAACCGAGCGGUGAGCACGACCGCUGCCAGCGAAGGAAGCGGCGACAGCACGGAAGGACAUCCCCGAUCCAAACAGCAUUCGUCCCAAGAUACCCCCGCUCCUCUCUUGCCUGCCCAGGAUCUCGACCCCAGGGUCUUAUGUAAUACGGGCUGGGGGCAGACCCCCGUCCGCCAGCACACGUCGUGGGACAUGGACAAUACUAAAAGCAAGAAUGACAUUGCCAGCGAAUCCUGGGACUCUCAGAGUGGUCCCGAAGCCCAGGGGCCUUGCAAUACUAACAUGGGUCCCCCGCAAAGAACUGACAGCGGGAGCAAAAGCGAGGGAGCUUCGGGUUGGGGAGGAAAUACAGCUGCUUCUGCUGCCGCUGCCGCUGCUGCUAGCAACCAUCCCAGCCCCGGCUGGGGAGAUCAACCCAACACCGUUAAGCCCCCCAGUGGCCCAGGUGGCUGGGGAAACCUGCCGAAAGGUGUGCCCGCCUCCGCUAUCCCCAAGAAUCAGUCUUGGGGUGACGAGAGGUCGUCGGGGUGGGAGGAGUCUCACGGCAAGCCGACGAGCCAGAACUGGGGAGAGCAACCUAAAGCCUCCCACAGCUGGGGCAAUAGCGCAGCGAGCAACUCUGCAAAUGACUGGGGAGAACCCGAAGAGAGGAAAAAGAAUCCAAGCAACUCUUCCUGGGACGGAGAAAGUCCAGCAGGGGGCUGGAAGGAAAGUCCUCGAGGCUGGGGGGGCGGAAUGCAAGGCGCCACAGGUGCCGGGGGCAAAGCGGGCUGGGGAGAGCCCGUUACUCCGCGGCCCGGCGGCCCUCCCCAGGGCUGGGUGGCAAAAUCUCAGGACGGACCCGCCGGCGCGGCGGCGGGGGCCGUCGGCUCUUGGAGCGGCGCGGCCUCAGUCAAACUGGACCGGACCGGCGGCAAAGCCGAGUCGUCUGCCGAAGCCACGGGUUGGGAAGAACCCUCGCCGCCGUCCAUCCGACGCAAGAUGGAGAUAGACGACGGGACCUCGGCCUGGGGCGAUCCUGGUACCUACAACAAAUCCGUCAAUCUGUGGGACAGAAACAAUCCAGCUCAAGCUAAAGCUAGCGCUGGAGGCAAUAACGCUGGCGCUCAUCCCCACAAUCAGGCCUAUCAAGGACCACCUGCACCUUUACACGCUCACGGGCCAAAUUCCCAAAACCCAGGGCCCACUGGCGGGGGCGGACCCAUGGAUCCCGCUUUGCAGCACCAGUCGGGCUCAUCUCACAACAGGAUUGCGCAAGGCUGGGGAGAACUUUCCAGCUCUCACAACAAAGCAGAAAGCUCUUGGGGGGAAAGUGCACAUUCAACAGUCAACGUGGACAAGGGUACGUCGGCCUGGGGAAAACCCAUCGGGGGCUGGGGCGAUGGCAACCCGGACAACUACAGUAGGGGGAACCCAGCUAUGACAGCCGCAUCUUGCAAACCCGCCUCCAAAGCUAUGCAAGAUGGAUGGGGAGGCGGAGGUGAAGAGUCGCUCCUCUCAGGAGGUCAGUGGGAUGCGGACGACGGAGACAUGUGGAGCAGCACUGCUUCCCAGGAGGGCAACACCUCCACCAACUCUUGGGGAAACGCAGCCAAAAAGAUGCCGCAAAAGGUCAAAGUUCCAGGGAAGCCAGAAGAUACCUGGAUUAUGAAUCGUCUUAUCAAACAGCUGACAGACAUGGGCUUCCCGCGGGAUCCGGCAGAGGAGGCUUUAAAGAGCAACAACAUGAACCUGGACCAGGCCAUGAGCGCCCUGCUGGAGAAGAAGACGGAACUGGACAAGCGGGGGGGAAUGGGGAUGGCCGCCGGACACGACUACAACAACGGGCUUCUCAACAAAGCCAUGAGCUGUCCUCGACCUCCGCAUCUCUCCAAAGAAGCCUCCACGGAUCCCCGCUCACCCUUCUCGGACAAACAAAUGCAGAGUGGAAUGUUUGGCGGUGGUGGAGCAGCACAAGCCCGGGCCAUGCCUCAGCCGCCGCCUCCUCAGCCGCCAGUGCCGCCUCUCGGCCCUUCUCAGCAGCCGCCGAGUCUACGCGCUCAAGUGCCUCAGUUUCUCUCCCCUCAGGUUCAAGCACAGCUCUUACAGUUUGCAGCAAAAAAUAUCGGUCUGAAUCCUGCACUUUUAACCUCGCCAAUAAAUCCUCAACACAUGACUCUCCUGAAUCAACUCUACCAGCUGCAACUGGCUUACCAGCGUUUACAAAUUCAGCAGCAGAUGUUACAGGCCCAGCGCAACGUUUCUGGACCCAUUCGACAACAAGAGCAGCAAGUUGCACGUACAAUCAAUAACAUGCAGCAGCAGAUCCAACAGCACCAACGGCAGCUGGCCCAGGCGCUGCUAAUCAAGCAGCAGCAGCAGCAACAACAGCAGCAGCAGCAGCCUCCCCCCCACUCCCACGCGGGCCUACAUCACGGCGGGACCAAAAGCAACCUGGACUCGUUUCCGGGCCACCUCCAGGCGCCGGGCCUUCCCGACCUGCAGACCAAAGAGCCGCCGCAGUCUUCUCCAAACCCUUACAGCCCGUAUUCGCUCUCUGGACUGAAUCCAAACAUGAAUGUAAACUGCGUGGAGGUGGCCAUGUCCGCCAAGGAGCCAGCCCAGCCCCAGUCGCGCCUUUCGCAGUGGACGCACCCCAACACUAUGGAAAGCCUCUCUGGAAGCUCCUCCCCCUUGGAACCCAAACACGGUACCAACCUGGGUCCGCCUGGCAAGGCUGCUCAACUGGAUGACUCUUACAGUCCUUAUAACCUGAUGUCCAGCUCCGAGUCCCCCGGCAGCCCCCUUGUGGCCCCCGACAGCUGGGGGCCGAAGGGGAGCAGCGGCGACAAGAUGGCCAACGGGACAAACAUCAACUGGCCGCCGGAGUUCUGCCCGGGCGUGCCCUGGAAGGGUCUCCAGAAUAUCGACCCAGAGACGGACCCCAACAUGACGCCGGGCAGCGUCCCGAGCGGUCCCACCAUCAACACUAACAUCCAAGAUGUCAACCGCUACCUGCUGCGAGACCGAAGUGCGGGUAAACUGUCGGAGAUGAAAUCCACUUGGUCGCCGGCUCCCGUCUCGCACAGUCAAGCUUCGCUUUCCCACGACAUGUGGAAAGUGCCGCAGGGACCCCGGAGCAGCUCCACGGCCCCCUCCCGCCCGCCGCCCGGCCUCACAAACGCCAAGUCGUCGUCCUCCACGUGGGGGGGGAACUCUCUGGGUCUCUCCCAAGGCUGGAGCAGCUCUUACACCACGGCGGGCACCACGUGGAGUACAGACAGCGGCAGCAGGACCAGUAGCUGGUUGGUUCUGAGGAACCUGACCCCACAGAUUGACGGUUCGACUCUGCGCACGCUGUGCAUGCAGCACGGCCCGCUCAUCACAUUCCACCUCAACCUGACACAGGGCAACGCUGUGGUGCGCUACAGCUCCAAGGACGAAGCUGCCAAGGCUCAGAAGUCCCUGCACAUGUGCGUGCUGGGGAACACCACCAUCCUGGCCGAGUUUGCCGGAGAAGAGGAAGUCAAUCGCUUCUUUGCACAGGGCCAGUCGCUGGGCGGGACCACCAGCUGGCAGGCCGCUACGGGCGCCGCCAAUCAGAGCAGGAUGGGCGGCUCCGGCUCGGGAGCCUCUCACCCCAUCGGGCACGCGCCCCACUGGAACAACAACAAUGGAGGCUCAAAGGCGGGCGGAGAGCUGCUGUGGGGCGGCGUGCAGCAGUAUUCCAGCCUGUGGGGGCCCCCUAGUGGAGAGGAGGCUCGGGUCAUGGGGAGCCCCAGCCCCAUCAAUACGCUGCUGCCCGGAGACCUGCUGAGCGGGGAGUCCAUGUAAGGACAACGGAGCAAAAACCUUGAAGAAGACAAAAAAAAGAAAAAAAAAUCAAUAUGGAGAUAAUCAGCGUGAAGGUGAGAGGAGUUCAUAUCCUCGCCCGCCGCUCCACUUUGUCGCCUUCCUCUGCUUCUUCUUGUCGUCGUCGUUGUCAAGUGACAGUUCUGCCAAGUGGCACUUGGAGACCCAGGAAGAUGUCUUUCAGUCAUUUCAAGAAAAACACUUUCUACACAUCUUGAACUCCGCUUAAUCCCUCUCUGCCUUUCCGAGGCAAUCGUACCGCACCUCAGAGACCCGCGACGAGGCGUCAUUCCCAAAGUCCAAAAGAAAAACGGCGUCAAUCAGAGCCUCUCCUCGGCUGACUCGCACCACUAAUAUUGGCCUUAACCUCGUUCCCGCCCCGCGGACGGACGGACGGACGGACGGACCCUUGCACACAGCCCCUUAUCUCUGAGCCAGUCAGUCGAGCGCUUGCUACACUUCUACAAACAGCGCAGAGCCCCACACACACGCACAUACAUGAACGCUCUCAAAGGGACUGAUGCAACUUGUUCAAGCCAUUUAUUUUUCUAGUGCAGUUAGUUUUCUUUCCGGAAGCAUUGCAAAGAAAUUUCAAAAAAGGUUUCUUUUUCUUCUCCCCCCCCCCAGACUUAUUUAUUCACCUUAGCGGGAUGUUUGGGUACAUGUGACAGACUAACAAAAUGAACCACCGCUAUUAGAAUGACCAUGCACUUCAACCGGCAGUCUGACCUUUUCAAAAAGUGUGUGUGUGUGUGUGUGUGUGUGUGUGUGUGUGUGUGUGGGUGUCCACCGACGUGCAAUAUAAGCCACAACAAACUGUCCCUUCCUUCCUUCCUUCCUUCCUUCCUUCCUUCCUUCCUUCCUUCCUUCCUUCCUUCCUUCCUUCCUUCCUUCCUUCCUUCCUUCCUUCCUUCCUUCCUUCCUUCCUUCCUUCCUUCCUUCCUUCCUUCCUUCCUUCCUUCCUUCCUUCCUUCCUUCCUUCCUUUCUUCCUUCCUUCCUUCCUUCCUUCCUUCCUUCCGUCCAUGCGCCCUACUGAUGGAGAAAAGAACCACAACCUGCAGCACCGCAGACUGCCACUAAAUACUGUCAACCCCUCUGGCUGCCAACAUGUGUGUGUGUGUGUGUGUGUGUGUGUGUGUGGAAAGAGAAGGCAUCAAACCAAAACAAGCCACUUGUUUUUACUAUACCCCCCGCCCCCCGUCCCCUUCUUUGUCUUCUCGUUUGGCCCUAAUGAAUGAAGUCCAUGUGAAAGACCUGGUCUGAUCUAGCACUUAAGAGGAGUUUGCCCCGCCCAGAGCCACUGUGCCCCACCCGCCCCCUUCAAGGAGAAUGACUGACUUCAAACUUAACACGAAUGUGAAGAUGUCCGUGGGGGCCCAGAAUGAACAUGGUAGCAGGAGAAUGAUGGUGGAAGGGGGCAGCCGGGAGUUUUUUGGUUUUGUUUCCCCCCACCCGCCUUGUUUUGUGGAGAGGCGUGUUGUACUGGCGUCAUGGGCGGCCAGCCAGCCGGCGUCCUGGCGUGGCCGCUGAGUGCCUGCCUGCCUGCUUGCACUCUGCAAGCGGACCUCAACUGCCUCCCUCUGUCUCUCCCCCCACCGCCGCCGCCGCCGCCGCCACCCCCAAUUUCCCUUCUCUUCCUCCAGUUGGAGAGCAGCCUGCCUGUAUUCCGUGUAUUACUACUAUUCCACUACAACUACUACUACUUCUAUAACUACUACUACUGCUGCCCUCAGCAACCUCCACUUCCACUCUGAGAUGGAGGCAUUAUUAUUAUUAUUAUUUUUUUUUUUUAUAUAAAUCACAUGUUACUGUUGUUUGCUGUUACUCUUUGUUUCAUUGCGGAUUGAUGAUCUCAUGGCUUUAUGCAGUGUUCAGCCCCUCACUCCCAUCGAAACGGACAACUUGUAAACACGUGGGCCCGCUUCCUGCGUCCGUCCAGCGAGGAUGAGUUGGUUGGUGGUCCGUCCUCCCUCAGCAUACGACGCACUCACGCGCACUCCGCCACACACUGGUGCUUUAUGUUUCACCUUUGGGAGCACUCAGUUCUACUUGGACCCACCUCCACUGAGACGCAGCCUUCCAUUUCUAUGCAAAGAACAAGGAGGUGUGAACUCGCAGCCAUUGACAAGCCCCGCCCCCAGCCAUCCCUCUGCCAAACGUCACCACUCACUCCAUUUGCCACCUUUACUACCAAGGCAGCUUCCCGUCAAAAAGACCACCUGGACGCCCACUCGCGCUUGAGAACCUUCUUCAGACUCGUGCCAACUGACAUCCAAAUAUCAAGGUCAUGCGACGACGCCUCCUCACUUCAUGGUGGGAGGAGGAGGAGGAGCCGCCCAUGCUGCUCUUUUUUUCAUCAUGAGAAGGUGGUUAUGUGUCUGUGCACUGUUUAUGGCGGGUACAUCUCUUUUGAAAACCAAAAAACAGGAUUUCUUUUUAUUUUAUU